ACUUAUUUUCAUUCAUCGUGCGCUGCUCGUGCAGUGAGGACGUUGUUAGCUCUAUCUUUAGUAAAAGUGCUAGUAUUCAAAUCAAGUGAAGUUUUUGGUUCUCUUUAAUCUUUCGAGAGAUUAAUACGAGAGUGUGCACACUUGAAAACUUUUAAGUCAUAUCACGCAUUUCAAUAUAGUUUUUGGAUCUGCAUAAAUGGCAACUGCAACGCAUCGAUCAAUUUCAUUCGUGUUCCUAACACUAAUUGGUCUGGGUCUGAGGGGAUCAAGCAUCGUCGAAGCAUCGUUAGUCACUAAUGAUGAAUUAAUGGGCAACCUCAAAUCCUUGAUCUAUUCGUACAACCAGCUGGAUAACAAGCUGGAGAGGCACGAGCAUCGCGAGCGUGCUGUGGCUGAGCUGAUGAAGAAGGCAAUGCAAUCGUUGCAGAAGGGCCAAAAGAGCUUGGAGCCCAUAAAUGGCAUCUUUGGAAGACUCGAUGAGCGUGUUAGCCAAAUUGAGACAAUGCUGAUCACACAAGAGGAAAAGUACAAUGCGCAGUCGGACAAAUUAACUCAGGCCAUGGAUCACAUGUUCAAAUGGAUGCGUGAGAAUGACGAGUGCUUCAAGAGACCUCCAGUUGCUCCUAUAGUCGCCGCGGCUCCGGCUGCACCCGCUCUGCCCAACGCAUUUGUCCAGGAGCAACAGCAGAUCAAUAAGCAACUGCUGACGGAGCUAAAGAAGUUGUCAGGUACUUUGACGGAUCUUUUGCAGAGCAGCAAAGAGGCAGCCAAGCAGACAGAACAGGGUUUCAGUCAUAUGCCAAAGACGGAUGAGUUGAUCAAUCAAAUUGAGGCAAAGCUUGAAAAGCACAGCGCCGUUGCAGUUACUACUAUUGCUCCUCCCAAGGAUAAUGAGUUCGAGCAGCAGCUCCUGGAACGUCUGGGCGCGCUGAGCACAGAUGUGGCACAACUGCGCAAUGCUCCAACGACGCCUGCCCCAAUGCCAAUGGGUCUCAAUGAAAAGGACAAGGAAUACAUACAGGAACUCAACAAUGAGACUCUCAAUGCGCUGGCGGCACUCAAGACUGAUUCUCUCGCAGCUCAGCAAACAGCCUUGCGCCAGGCCACGGAGCAUCUGCAGCAGACGGAGGCGAAUAUUCAAGGCGAUCUCAAGCAAUUGUCCACAGAUGUCAGCUUGCUUCAACAGUUCAACAAGGAGAUCAAUGCCAGCCAUAGCAAACUAAAUGAUGGCUUUGAUGCAUUGGGCAAAUUUAAUAAUAUUAUGAUGACCAACUCGGAGGUGGUGUUGGACACGCAACGCAAGGUGGACUUUGCCACUCUGCAGAUUGCGCAAAAGGUGAACCUGUUUGUGGAGCAGCAAUUGGCCGAGUUGACGAGCAUAGUGAAGGCGCGUUUCAAUGAGCUGGACGCAAGUGUGGUCAACACACAGCAGGAGGCGAGUCGCAAUAUCAGCGGACAACUGGAUACGGCUUUGACCCAGGUAUGGCAUCGCAUUGAGAUCAUGACCAGCGAGUUGGGACAGAGCAGGGAACUCCUUGUUCUUAUGCAAUCUGGCCAUGAUGGCUAUGUGAAUAGCACUUUUAGCACCAUGAUGGGAUUAAGCAGCAAAGUUGAGGAGACAAAGAAGCAUAUGAUUGACAUGGAUGACAAUUUGAAUUUCUUGCUGGGCAAGUUGUCGCUGAUGUCCAGUGAGUUUGCCAAUAUCAAACAGGGUUUGGCCGAUUCACUAAUGGAUUUGCGUAACUCGUUCCAAAUGAUACACGAACGCAUGCCGAGCAGCUCAGGACCGCAUAACAUCGAAAAGAAUCAGUAUCUGACCGAUGUGAAUCUAUUGUCCAAGCGACAUGUCCAGCCGGAGCGGGCAUAGAACACAGAUGACCACAAUCAUCGUCAUCGGCCGGCAACAUACAUAAAAUAAACCUAACACUAGCCACUAAGCGAACGAACUUACAGUUUAAAUAUAAUACAAUAUUUAUGCUUCACUCAAUUUGAAAUCUCGGCAAAUACAUUUCUUUUAUGAACAACAAAAACACU
Drosophila innubila is the source of this 2034-nucleotide messenger RNA. RefSeq lists its product as uncharacterized. Gene Ontology annotation, cellular component: plasma membrane. NCBI's taxonomy places the organism in Eukaryota, Metazoa, Arthropoda, Insecta, Diptera, Drosophilidae. The transcript has 5 exons. The record is from RefSeq and is a predicted model, not a curated record. The coding region runs from base 197 to 1867 and encodes 556 amino acids.